AUGAAUUCGAGGGGCGGGCCGUAUGGGCAGUGGCCGGCACGCAACCGAAACGGUCCGAGAUCCGGGCCAUUCGUGCCUGUUGCUGGCACCUUCUCUGAACCAGCGCCACGAACAAUAGGAUACCCCGUCCAAGACCCCAGACAGCCACACGUACCCAGCGCUGCGCAUCAUCUGUUCCCUCCACAACACGCCUAUAAUGGCGUACCGAGGAUCCCCAUCUCGAACGCAGAGUUCGAGCAGGCUCGUGCGACUUUCUCGGACUCUUCGUACCAGGAAACACUAAUCGCUCCUCUAUUCACCGAACCGGUGGAAUAUGAAGGUUUCAUUCCAGCUCCAGGCCAUGAAAAUGACCAUGUUGCCGCUCCUGAUACGUACGACAACAGGCAUUACGACUAUGACUACGAUACUUCUACCGAGGAGGAUGACAGCGAAGAUGAGCGAAUCACGGCCGAAGCUGCGCUAACUCAUGAUCGAGAGGAAGAUAAAGACUUCUCUUUGUCCGACGAUGAGCUUGAGGAGAAUCCUGAGGAUUUCAUGAUUGUGGAUGCUGACCUCUCAGAGGAAGAGACCGUUCCCAAACGCGUGAAAUCCAAGGGCAAGGGAACGAGAGGAGGCCGGCGUGGUAGACCUCCUUUAGAUCCGCGAAGCGGGUCAAGACCUAUGGCACAGCGGGGUCGAAAACCCGGGACCAAGGGCAGGCCUAAAGGCAAGAUCGGACCACGCCCUGUAGCAGAUCCUGGACCCGAAUUCAAGGAUUUGCAACGACUGGCGAACGAAGCCUACAUGAAGGAAGAUUACGAGACCGCAAUGAGCCAUGCCAAAGAAGCUAUAAAGCUGAAUCCGGAAAUAUUCUCCGCUUACAGUCUGUUGUCGGAGAUAUACGCCGCUAUGGGUAAUGAGGAGGACUCUAUAGGGACUCUGAUGGGUGGUGCACCGACAAAACGCGAUAAACAUCUCUGGUAUCUAUUGCUCGAGCGAAUCGAGAAGAUCGAUCCCGUUGACUAUCCCAGAAUGGACAGGAAUAUGAAAGACAAACUUUCCGUCUUGUGUCUGACGUCUAUCAUCAAUCUUGAUAGCGAUGACUGGGAUGCUCGCUAUAAGAAAUUAGAACUUGAAGUCCGGCGUCAGCGACAUUCUUCAUGUGUCAUACUCUGCCGCAAGAUGCUAAAAAUACGGCCGCACGAUACGCGCGUUCUGUCUACAAUGGCGCAAAUGGGAACAGCGAAUGACAGACAAACGAGUCUUCAUCUCUCCAGCGUCAUUGAAUCCUUUGAGUCUACAGUCAACCAUUUCGUUGCACUCAACGAUCCUUCGAACAGUGGAUUGGACUUCGGCUUCCUAUAUGUUUACCUUGAUCUUUUAGACAAGGCAGGGGACUACAACUACGCUCUAUUCCGCCUCAAGACCCUCUCUCGAUGGAUCCAGAAGAGGGCCGCUGAAACUUACUGGGAUGACCUAGACGAUGACCGUGAAUUCGACUUUGAAGACGUGCCACGACGCAUAGCUGUAGUUGAGUUUGCACGACAGACGAAGAAGCGCCGAGGCAACUAUGGAAAGGGAUUGCCUUUGGAGAUAAUCAUCAAGAUGGGCCUAUUCCGACUGCGCACAGUUCCACCAAAUUUCGACGAAGCCAUGCGGCACCUCAAUCUGCUUUAUCCGGAAGACGAUAGCAGUGAGGAAACCCUGCUGUGGGAGGAUACAAACCUGUUCGACACAGUGGCGAGAGCUCUCUUUGAGACCGAUCAUUACAAGGAGGCUUUGCGGUUCUACGAACCUCUUUACAGGCAUAGCUUACUACCACAGACUCUGGAAAGCUACAUUGGGAUGUAUACGUGCUACCGAGAAGUGGGGGACACAGGAAAAGCUGAGAUCAUUCUACCAAAAUUGCAUGAUUGGAAGGAGACGAAUUUGAAGGACUGGGCAACCUUGGCGAAGUUCUUCGAAGAUCAAGGCAUGAUGGCCGAAGCUAUGCGUCGUGCAGAAGUUGUCUUCCAGAAUCGUGCUUCCUUGCUCUUAAGGGCCAAUGGAUUUCAUCAUUACGACGAACUCCGGAGGCAUUUCUUCAAGGCGCGAAAGCAAGCCCGAGGCAAACAUGGGGUUAGAAAAGCGCGUGUCAAGAAAUACAUGAAGAAGCUCAAAGCGGCGACACGUAACGAUGGAGAAACCGAUCAGGAGGAGAACACUACCGAGCGUCCUUCACUUGGACCAUUGAAGGAUAGACCGAAGAAAGGCUUGUUUCGCACGAAGGAGCGGCCUCUGGAGAAGAAGCCUCAGACUUUCAUGCCGGUAGAUGAGCCCAAAACCUUGGAGGGUACAGAAGUUCCCCUGACUGCCAUCGAUCACAACAUCUUCCGCAAGAAGCUAAAAGAUCUUGCAGACCACUAUGCAGACGAGCUUGCGGCUGCUAGGCUCAAGCAUCGUGAGAUCACUGCUAGCUUCUCUCGGUUGGAAAAAUUGUGCGACAAUGCGGAUGGCGGAGUCCGGUCUGCCUCCACCGAAUAUCUAUCCAUAGCCAGAGAGCUCAUCGAGGAAUUUUCGACAUUUGAUAUUUUCUACUCUGACCGCCGACAGGCAUUCCGAGGCUACUUCAGGCGCUUGGGUUCCGGAGACAUCUGGAAGGAAUCUGCUCUGAUGAUUCUGGCUGUAGGGGCAAACCGAGUGGAAGAUGGUGAAGCGGAUGUAGAGUUGAAAGAACGACCCGACACAACUCCGGAAGACUUCUUCGGUGUCCACUUCGACCAAUGGGCCGAGGUCUUUUGUCGCUACGCUCUUCUUCUUGCUCGCGAAGGGUCGGAAGAACGUUGCUUCAAUGUUCUGGACGUGGCCUUGCAGUCUAACGUAUUCUACAAAUCCCAGAAAUACACUUGCAGCAUUGAACUUUGUCGUCUGUCCUGCGCAUUGGCUGUCGAUGACUCCGUGCAAGUUUCUGCUAGCAUUCGGUACCUUCUCAAGACGUAUCCUUUUGGCACUGAGAUCUUCCGCUUGUACAGCGCCGCGAAUCGCCUAUGCUCCGUUAGCGAUGGCUACGCUACCGGAGCCGCAACCAAAGUCGUUAUGAGGUGGAUCAAGACAAUCGACUAUGCCCUGCUUGAUCCGGAGAAUCGUAAGUGGUACAAUUUCGCAGGCGGUGACCGUACGCAAUGGAUGCAACAAACACUAAAUUCCGGGCUUAUUGGCCAAGUCAAAAAGCAUGAUCCUGCCCUAUUUGCGCUGUUUGGACACCUUUUGAUGUGUACUGGCUCGUAUACGGCAGCUCUGAACUACUUCUUCCGGGCGUUCGCCAUCACGCCCAAAGAUCCGGUCUUGAACUUGUCGAUCGGUGUCGCUUACUUCCAGCACGCACUGAAGCGCCUUUCAGAGAACCGACAGUACCAGAUUCAACAAGGCAUAGCAUUCAUUACGCGUUAUUACGACUUGAGAACCAUGGAGAAGGUCGGUGUCCAUCAACAAGAGGCUGAAUUCAAUGUUGGCAGGGUGUAUCAUGGUUUAGGCCUUGUUGCUCAGGCCAUACCUUACUAUCAGCGCUGCAUAACCCUGAGCGGUCUCCCUGAAGACCGGACUGUGGAGGAUUUUGUGGCUGAGGCUGCUUAUGCACUCCAAACUAUUUACAUGUUGAGUGGGGACUUUGAAGGGGCUCUCGAGGUAACGAUGUCACAUCUGGUCAUUGAGUAA
Molecule: messenger RNA, 3672 nt
Organism: Didymosphaeria variabile
Lineage: Eukaryota; Fungi; Ascomycota; Dothideomycetes; Pleosporales; Didymosphaeriaceae
Gene: TFC4
Product: transcription factor TFIIIC subunit tfc4
Exons: 1
Coding region: 1-3672 (1223 amino acids)
Biological process (GO): transcription by RNA polymerase III
Cellular component (GO): transcription factor TFIIIC complex
Molecular function (GO): protein binding
Source: RefSeq, a predicted model, not a curated record